AUGGCUGCCGAAGGUCAUACUCAUGCCACUCUACCUUUUGAACCCAUUGUCAAGCUCCACACGAUCACGGGGGACAAUGGAUCCAUUGAGCCUCAGAUUGAGGCGAAGAUGGAAAAAGGGUUCUUCUACUCCUCAGAUAAGUGCUGGACAUGCUACCGCCGAAACUACUUUUCGGUUCAGUGCUCCUUCUCGUUCCACCCACACACUCCCCAUGGCAGUUUAUUUCUGAGUCGUGAGGGGAAGUCGCCGCAACGUAUCCAGGCGACGGCGAUGUCUCUGUCUGCUACAGCCGAUGGCACUGAUGGCAAGAAAAUCGAACUCGUGCAACACACUCCGAAGCGAGACAAAGGUCCGCAAAACCCAGUGGGAAAGAUCAAGGUGGCUCCUACUCCGCCUGGCCGACAGCACGCGCACGAGCAUUACCACAUGCCUCCUCACCAUUACGCGAGUACGCAGAUGGCACCUUUUAGUCUGCCGUUCCAAACUCAUAGCCUCCAACCGUCCACUCUUCCGCCUUCUACUCGCAGCGAUCCUCCCUGCCAGCACACCUUUGAGCGAAUCCAGUUCAAGAGCGCCACGGCAAACAAUGGCAAACGCCGUGCACAGCAACAAUAUUACCAUCUGAUUGUUGAGCUGUAUGUGGACGUGCGGAAUUCCCACGAUUCGGAGCCAACAUGGGUCAAAGUGGCGCAAAGGGCUUCUGCAUCGGUCGUUGUUCGUGGCCGGAGCCCGUCGCACUAUCAAAAUGAAGGUCCGCAAUCCCAAGGCUCCGGACGUGGCGGUGCUCCAGGCAUGGGAGGAGGUUUAGGUGGGCAUCAUCACCAUGGUUCUAUGAACGGCUUGCAAGGUCGGUCAAUGGGUGGUAUGGAUUUCACGUCCCGAUCUUCCAAUAUGAUGGGUGGCUACAAAGGGACGCAAUACUAUGUGGACACGAGCCCUGGUGGAAGCCACACCGCCAGCUCUGCAUCAUCAAUUAGCGGCGUCACCAUGGAUGGACUCGUGGAGCAGACUCAUGCACACCACCCUCACCACUCUGCCGCUGCGAUGCUUGCAGAGGACGAGGAGAUGAAGGGAAAGAUUGACCAGGGGGAACGGUAUCUAUACUUCCCCAGCACGUUGUACGAAACGGGGCUGCCAAGCGUGCAGAAGUACGAAUAUGACGGCGCGAAUGGUGGGGCUACGUCGGGUCCGCCGAAAGAAGAGGCAGACCAUGCGAUGCCGACCGCACACUCUCAUGCGGUUGCGUCUGGAGGAUCGGCAUGGUCGAUGCGCUCCGGCGGCAAGUUUCAGCCGACCGAGACCAGUCGUGGGUACUAUCCGGACCUGAACGCGACCGGCUAUUAG
This is a messenger RNA of Eremomyces bilateralis CBS 781.70, 1344 nucleotides long. Its product is annotated as p53-like transcription factor. Gene Ontology annotation, cellular component: nuclear chromosome. Gene Ontology annotation, biological process: meiotic cell cycle; positive regulation of transcription by RNA polymerase II. The record is from RefSeq and is a predicted model, not a curated record. Lineage: Eukaryota; Fungi; Ascomycota; Dothideomycetes; Eremomycetales; Eremomycetaceae. Bases 1 to 1344 code for a protein of 447 amino acids. Gene Ontology annotation, molecular function: DNA-binding transcription factor activity; DNA binding. The transcript has 2 exons.